This is a messenger RNA of Paraglomus brasilianum, 939 nucleotides long. NCBI's taxonomy places the organism in Eukaryota, Fungi, Glomeromycota, Glomeromycetes, Paraglomerales, Paraglomeraceae. The record is from the annotation of a GenBank genome assembly.
AUGGGACAAUUCUACUUAUUCAUAGCACUGAUACUGUUCUUGUCUCAAUCUUCCGUAUUAAAUGCCCAACUAUGUAACGGAUAUAGCGAACUCUGCGGGAGAUCCUACGCUGCUAUCGCAUAUCCAGGAACUCACAAUUCUUUCUCAUAUUCCCCAAUACCCCUUCCGGCCGAGAAUCAAUUCCAACCAAUUGACAAGCAACUCCAAGCUGGAAUCCGCUCGUUUAUGCUCGAUGGACAUAAUCCACCCCCACACUCUGAAAACCCAGAUGGCAUUCACUUGUGUCAUACAAGCUGCGCCUUAUUGAAUGCUGGCGACUCGGUAAAAACCUUGACACUUAUUGCCAACUUUUUGAAAAAUAAUCCAGGCGAAGUUAUAACAAUAAUUUGGGAGAAUUUCGAUAGUCUUCCUUCCAGUAAGUACCAGGCGGCCUACCAGGCGGCAGGUUUGGAUGUGCUUUCGUAUGUACAGCCUGAUGGACAGCAACAAUGGCCAACUUUGCAAGAGCUGAUUGAUAUGAACAAGAGGUGUAUCAGUUUCAUUGACCACAUAGAUGCUCUCGAUGUGCCGUGGCUCCUUCCCCAAUGGACCUAUAUGAUUGACACACCAUACAACGCCACGGACCCAAGCGGCUGGAAAUGUGUUGUUGACCGUCCCGCAGGAGGCACUGUUGAUAAUAUUGCCUUGAUUAAUAUAAACAAUUUCCUCAAUAAAGAACUUGCACCGGGUCUUGAUGUCCCACACCCAGUUGGCGCAUCACAAACAAACGGACCACUUCUCCAACAACAUUUGGAUCAGUGCACAACGGCUUUCGGACGGAUUCCUAACUUUAUAUCAGUUGAUUUUGCCAGCAAGGGAGACCUCUACGCGAUCGUUGCUAAAUUGAACGGCUUACAGCCUACUACUAAGCGUACGGUUAGGCGUCGUCACCAUUUGUAA